AUGGUGCCUGCGGUGCUGGUGCUGGUGGACCUCGACUGCCUCUACCAAUUCGAGGCGGGCAUCCUACAGCGCUUCACUCCGCCCUCCGCCACGCGUGGGAAGAGGGCUGUCGAAGGCGCCGCCAUGGAGCGCAGCAGCGAGUAUCCGUUCUUGCCGCUACACUGGUUUUGCAACUCGCAGUACAAGAAGCAGCUCCGGGCCGCCUUUGCCGAGGAGGGCUUCUUUCGGGAUCUGCCACCGCGAGAUGGCGCGUUGGCUGCGUUCCACAGCAUGUUGGCCUUUGGCCUGGACGUGCGAAUCGUCAUCUCUUCCACAGCUGUUAGUGACCAGAUGAAGUGGGUGGAGUCCAAGCUUGGGCGCAACUGGACCGAUCGCGUCAUUGUCUCCAAGCCGUACAACGCAGCUGAGGGGAAGGACAAGAAGCGGAUGUACGAGUGGAAAAGUUGGAAGGACGUCCUGGGUCUGGGGCGUGUCAUAGACUUCCAGAACCACGAAGGGACAUUCUCAAUCGACACCACCAGCAUUCCUUUCUUCAGGCACGGUUCGGAGAACUCGCUGGAUGAGGACACGCUGUACUUGUUUCCUUCGCUGCCCGACGCCAAGGCCUGCGAGAGGUUCAUUGCGGGUUCGGCCGACGACAGAAACAUCUUCACUGUGACCACGGCCCCAGGGGCGACCGACCAGUCCCGGUCGAAGGUGGUCAAGGACUGCGACCAGGGCUACCCCGAUGAAAUCAACAACGCGCUGCUUGCCACCUACAGUCUGCACGCGCAAGAGCACUCGCUACCGCUUGCCGGGCCGGUCACGCGCCUCAUCGGGACCAAGCUCAUCGGUGCUACGCGUUGGAUGUACGUCACCGGCGCUACAAUUGUGACCACCUCGUGUUGGCGUCACUGUUGCCUGGUGGACUAA
Molecule: messenger RNA, 912 nt
Organism: Acanthamoeba castellanii str. Neff
Lineage: Eukaryota; Discosea; Longamoebia; Acanthamoebidae
Exons: 7
Coding region: 1-912 (303 amino acids)
Source: RefSeq, a predicted model, not a curated record